AUGCGGACCUGCCUUGAAGCCGCUGCUGCUGCGGAGAAACGUCAAUUAUCGAUCGCUGCCACCAGUAGCGGAGAAAAACCUCCAUCACCGGGAGAUAUCGAAAACCUGCGCGAGUCAAUGGUGGAACCAUCGCCAUCGCGGCCAACGUCAGCGCAACUGAAUUCCGUGAGUUCUGCGUCUUUUGUGCAGUCAACACCCGCAGAUCCAGUUCUUUUAAUUUUGAAAGAAGAUAUGUUGAAAUCAAUUACUGUUGAGACGCAGUCUACUCCUUCACAUAAGGAAGGAAUAUCUUCCUCAAAUAUCUCUACUAACAGCUCUCCUAAAAAAUUAAAUCCCGUUGCUCCAGAAUUCACCUAUUCCCAUCAGUCAAAAAUCCCACUUUUACAAGUUUUACUUUCUAUUUCAGCCCCACAUCAAUUCUUAUCCAAAGAUGAUACCGAGCGACAACCACCUUAUCCAAGCAUCAAAAAUCAAAAUGGAGUUGGAACUGGUUUGAUACACUUAAACGGGUUCCACAACCCUCUUACUACUCCUGGCGGCCCUUUACCAGAAGAGAACGUGUUCAACCAUUUGGCUGUUGUUGAACAAGUCCCCGGCGGACCCAGAAUUGCAGCCGCUGAUGGCCACGUGCCACAGCCACCAUCACUAGCGCUGGCGGCUCCUCUUGCUGUUCAGGCAGGGGAAAACCCUCCGCCUCCUGAAGCAAACGCGGGCGGUGUUAGAGCACCCGAUGGAAAUGGCAGCUUCCGUCGACGGCCUUGUCGCUCUAGUACACCUUGA
This is a messenger RNA of Oldenlandia corymbosa var. corymbosa, 780 nucleotides long. Lineage: Eukaryota; Viridiplantae; Streptophyta; Magnoliopsida; Gentianales; Rubiaceae. The record is from the annotation of a GenBank genome assembly.